AUGGAUUUCAAUCCCUUUGAGAACUCUGCAAACUUUGUUGAACUAUUAAAUAGUCAACAAAAAGUAGUAUUCGGCUCUGCUGCUGAAACCGUUUCCCUCUCAUCAUCGGAAGUUCCUGAAAAAGGUGGCAAGCCUCGUCCAGAGCGUAAGGAACGACGGACCUGGACGCCAACAGAUGACAUAGUGCUAAUCAGCGCAUGGCUUAACACUAGCAAAGACUCGGUUGUUGGCAAUGAGCAAAAGUCACUCGCCUUCUGGGAGCGAGUUGCAACAUACUUUGCCUGUAGUCCUAAGCUUGCGGGCUGUGAAAGACGAGAAAGCGGUACGUGCAAGCAGCGUUGGCACAAGCUAAAUGAUCAAGUUUGCAAGUUCUGCGGGGCUUAUGAGGCAGCUACCAGGGAGAAAAGUAGUGGUAUGAACGAGAAUGAUGUUCUAAAAUUAGCCCACGAGAUAUACUUCUCCAACUAUAAAAAGAGGUUCACACUUGAACAUGCUUGGCAUGAGUACCUCCGGGGGAAGUGUACCUUCAAAAGGGCUUAUUAG
This is a messenger RNA of Brassica napus (rape), 543 nucleotides long. RefSeq names its product glutathione S-transferase T3-like. The record is from RefSeq and is a predicted model, not a curated record. Lineage: Eukaryota; Viridiplantae; Streptophyta; Magnoliopsida; Brassicales; Brassicaceae. Bases 1 to 543 code for a protein of 180 amino acids. The transcript has a single exon.